Messenger RNA from Trichosurus vulpecula (common brushtail), 4542 nucleotides. RefSeq names its product FERM domain containing 6 (gene FRMD6). NCBI's taxonomy places the organism in Eukaryota, Metazoa, Chordata, Mammalia, Diprotodontia, Phalangeridae. The record is from RefSeq and is a predicted model, not a curated record. Gene Ontology annotation, cellular component: cytoskeleton; cytoplasmic side of apical plasma membrane. Bases 275 to 2119 code for a protein of 614 amino acids. Gene Ontology annotation, biological process: positive regulation of hippo signaling. The transcript is spliced from 14 exons.
GGGCGAGUGCUACCAAGGCUAAAGGCAGAGGAGGCUGAGACGGGGAGGAGGUGGAGGAAAGCCCCGGGGAGAGAGAAGCGAAAGGAGUUUCUGAUGCCUCCCAUCUUCGAAUUUAUUUAAGCUGUGAUGCUUUUGGAGACAGAUGCCACCUUUCCUGUCCUGUGAAGUGUGUGAUGAGGAGUAACAUUUGGCUCCCUUCUGAGUGCUCUGAACCUGUGGAAUCUACAAGGUCUCAGAGCACAACUCUAAGCCAAUAGAGUAAGCCCGGAAUACAAUGAACAAAUUGAACUUCCAAAAUAAUAGAGUCAUGCAAGACCGCAGAAGUGUUUGCAUUUUUCUACCAAAUGAUGAGUCUCUGAAUAUCAUCAUAAAUGUUAAAGUACUCUGUCAUCAGUUACUUGUCCAGGUGUGUGAUUUGUUGAGGCUAAAAGAUUGCCAUCUCUUUGGACUCAGUGUCAUACAGAAUAAUGAACAUGUUUACAUGGAGUUAUCACAGAAACUUUAUAAGUAUUGUCCAAAAGAAUGGAAGAAAGAAGCCAGCAAGGGUAUUGACCAGUUUGGUCCUCCAAUGAUCAUUCACUUUCGGGUGCAGUAUUAUGUGGAAAACGGCAGGUUAAUAAGUGACAGAAUAGCAAGAUAUUAUUAUUACUGGCACCUGAGAAAACAAGUUCUUCAUUCCCAGUGUAUGCUUCAAGAGGAGGCCUACUUCUUGCUGGCUGCUUUUGCAUUACAGGCUGAUCUUGGAAACUUCAAAAGGAAUAAACACCAUGGGAAAUAUUUUGAGCCAGAGGCUUAUUUCCCAUCUUGGGUUAUUACAAAGAGAGGGAAGGAUUACAUCCUAAAACACAUUCCAAAUAUGCACAAAGAUCAGUUUGCACUGACCGCCUCUGAGGCACAUCUUAAAUAUAUUAAAGAGGCCAUCCGCCUAGAUGACAUCGCCGUUCAUUACUACAGAUUGUAUAAGGAUAAAAGGGAAAUCGAAGCUUCAUUAACUCUUGGAUUGACCACACGAGGAAUACAGAUCUUUCAGAAUAUUAAUGAAGAAAAACAGUUACUUUAUGACUUCCCUUGGACAAAUGUUGGAAAACUGGUAUUUGUGGGUAAGAAAUUUGAGAUUUUGCCAGAUGGAUUGCCAUCAGCCAGGAAGCUCAUCUACUAUACUGGAUGCCCCAUGCGUUCCAGACAUCUCUUAGAGUUACUCAGCAGUAGUCAUCGUCUCUACAUGAACCUGCAACCUGUUCUCCGUCAUAUUAGGAAGCUUGAAGAAAAUGAAGAAAAGAAGCAGUACAGAGAAUCUUACAUCAGUGACAACCUAGACCUCGACAUGGAUCACUUGGAGAAAAGAUCCCAGGCAAGCGGGAGCAGUACAGGCAGCAUGAAGCACAAGCGCUUCUCUCGCCAUUCUGCCACCAGCCACAGCAGCUCCCAAACAUCAGGCAUUGAGACUGAUGCCAAAAUAAGGGACAUGGGGCCAGAAGACAGCUUCUUAGGCAGUACUAUCUACCACAGACUAAAAACCUGCAGCUCCGUGACCAGCCAAGACAGCUCCCGUACCUCUGGGGUGGAAAGUGGUGGGAAGGACAGGCUGGAGGAUGACUCACAGGAUGAUGAAAUAGAAAUGUUGGUUGAUGACCCCAGAGACCUAGAGCAAAUAAACGAAGAGGCUGUAGAGGUCAGCCCAGACAUGUGUAUCUACAUCACUGAGGACAUGCUGAUGUCACAGAAGCUUAACGGCUAUUCAGGACUAAUUGUAAAAGAAAUCAGUUCUUCCACAUCUAGCUCUUCAGAAACAGUUGUCAAACUCCAUGGCCAAAGCACUGACUCUCUCCCACAGGCUAUCUGUCGAAAACCAAAGACUUCCAGUGAUCGACAUAGCUUGAGUCUGGAUGAUAUCAGACUUUACCAAAAAGACUUCUUGCAGAUAGCGGGUCUGUGUCAGGACACUGCUCAGAGUUACACUUUUGGAUGUGGUCAUGAACUGGAUGAAGAAGGCCUUUAUUGUAAUAGCUGCUUGGCUCAGCAAUGUAUUAACAUACAAGAUACUUUCCCAGUAAAAAGAACAAGCAAAUAUUUCUCUUUGGAUCUCACCCAUGAUGAAAUACCAGAAUUUGUGGUUUAAAACAACAUGAGUACAGCAGGAAUACUGCUUCGAGAGAGAUUAUUCAAGUUGAUUCUUCUUGUUUUAAGGGUUCCUUAUGCCGUAUUUCUCCUGCUUACUCUCUCAUACAUUCCCUCCACCCUCUCCCACUAUAUAGAGUUUUCUUCCUAAUGAUGUCAAUGCAUAUCAAAUAUUUGUAAAGAUUGCACUUUAAGUACUGCCCGCUCUGCAGUUCAUGGCAGCACCAAAAUUGUGCAGAAUGGCUUGAGGUCUUCUCAGUUUGCACUGCUCACCUGGAAAGAAACUCUGUUUCAACUUUACAUCUAGAACAUUAGCAUUUUUUUUUCAGUUCCCAUAAGCUCAUACACUUGUCUUGUUAAGAUACCAUUGGCUUUUGUGUAAACGUUGCCAUUCUAUUGUGGCUUCUGCCUUCUUAAUAUAGGUACUAGAGAGAGGAGUGGUUCUGGCAAACCAAAGAUCUGUAAAUAUUAUAGAUAUUUGUAUCCAAAAGACACAAAUUAAACAAUGUCUAGUGGCCUUCUAUGUAUGUAGUUAUACCUUGUGAAACAAAUUGCAGUAGACAGAUUUCUAUUUAGUGACAUACAAUCAUAUCUCUCCAGAAAUAUUCCAGAACUGAUUUGAGAACUUACUCAAAAAAUGAGCUUUUUGCUCAAAUCCUAACAUGUUUUGUGAUGUUUACAAAUCAAAUUUCUGUUAAAAAAAUAGGAAAAAACCGCUAAAGUAUAUGUUUCUUUUUUGUUAAAUGAACAGUGACAGGUCAUUCUGAUGCCAUAAUGUUUGUUCAAAGUAUUUUUAAAAUAUGCAUAUGUUAUACAUAUAUAAAUAUAUAGGCUUGUGUGUGUUUAUAUGUGUAUGGAACUUAACAUUUUUUUUUUCACUUAACAAAUAAUCAACAUCUGUCUCUUUUUGUUAUGUUACUUAGAAACAGUAAGUUUUCUAAGCUUUAACUUAUGUAGUUUGGGACAAUUAGAUUGCACAAGCACAAUUUUUCUGUUGUCCCUUUUCAUAUAGAAAGCCAUUUUCCUGUAUUUUUGAAAUUUCUUACCAAGGAGAAGACCUGUAAUAGGGAGAAUGUUAUUCUUACCAUUAGCUUAGAGCAAAUUUCAAAACCAACCACUAAGCCAUUAUCAUGAUAAAGUAAAAGCAAGUCAGUAUAAUUGUGAACUUGCCUCUUUCAAGUAAGGUGAAGAUGUUGCUGAAACAGUGGCAGAGACCUUCAUAGCACAAUGCCUUUUUAUUGAAAUAUUUUUAAAUUAAUAGCUUAAUAUUCUUGCAGUCCUAUUUUACCAUAUUUUGAUAUGUCAUUUUAUAUCAUGUUUUCUUUUAAAAUACAUUUAUCUAUAUUCAAAUAUAUAAUUUUAUAUAGAAGUGUGAUAUUUUUAUAUAAAUGAUGUUGUAAGAUAAAAAGUAGAGUUGGAGUACAGCAAAACUUUUUUGUAUGACCCUGGCAUGGGAAGCAGUAUUACAGAACACUAUAUGGAAGUACUCCAGCAUUGUCGCACCUCAUGUAUUUGUGAUCCUUGAGGUUUUGCAAGCACAUAUGGUCAAUUUAUGUAUAGCUUGCAAACUUGUCAAAUUAUUUUAAUUGACAGCUUAAAAGCGGAAAAUGCUCUGUAUUCAUGAAAAUAUUUGUUCUUAUUCAAAUGCAUUAAUUAACCAAAGUUUCAGAUAUCCAGAUUUGCAAAAGUAUCUGAUCAAGUGGCAGUGUGCAAUAUGAAAACAUUAGCUAAUAUAUGUUUUUCAUAUGUCAUUAAACAACUUAUUUUUUCCAUAAAGAAGGCUUAUGAAAUAAACAUAGCAAAGCUAAAGUUCUAAAGGAUAUUAUAUGGCAAAUUCCAUUAACACUUGAUAUUUGUUCAGACAUGUAAAAAAUUCAUAGCAAGUGAUAAAAAGAGUAGCUUAUGCUUUGCAUUCUCUAACCUUUGGUUAGCAUCAAGUGUUUACUUAUGUUUCCAACCUCAUUUAUUUGGCUCAACUUCUUUCCAGUUGAUUUUAUAAGUGGUUUUCUUAUGCUUGUGUUAAUAAUGACACAAAGAAAAACUUUUGCUUUUCAUUUCUCUAGUCUAGUUGUUGGCAAACACCACUGUUGCAAGGAAAAUGGCAUGUGGAAAACCCAACUUGAAUAUUCUAUGUUUUUUGCAUUUGAAAAUUGUGGUUUCAAAAGUGUAAAACUGUUAUUUAUACUGCAUCUGAUUUUUUAAAAACUCAUAAUUGGUCAGUAUACAGAUUUGGUUUAUAUUGCCUUUUUAUAUGGACAACAUAUGUUGGCAACAAUGAACUUAAUGCCUAAUCAAGUUGUAAAUAAUCCUUUCUGUGAAAGGAUCAUCAUACCAAGAUGAUAACGUAAUUGAAUUAUUUUGUAACAAAGUUUGUUGUGUGCCUUUCAUGAUAUUAUUAGAAAUUCAAUAAAAUAUAUUUGUUUG